Coregonus clupeaformis (lake whitefish) is the source of this 1550-nucleotide messenger RNA. RefSeq lists its product as uncharacterized. Lineage: Eukaryota; Metazoa; Chordata; Actinopteri; Salmoniformes; Salmonidae. The coding region runs from base 70 to 1170 and encodes 366 amino acids. The transcript is spliced from 4 exons. The record is from RefSeq and is a predicted model, not a curated record.
UGACAGCAAGUUGCUACGAAAAGUUUAAGCACCCAUUUCUGAUUUUAAAUUAGCUCUUUAGUUUUGAAGAUGUCAAGAUUGAAUUACAAGGAGAGAUAUGGUUGCAGACAGCUGUUGGGGAUGAUGACAGAGGAUGACAUAUCCUCACUUCGAUUUACUGUCACUAAUAAAAAGACAGAUCUUUUCGAGACCACAUCAGAAUCAAUUGAUGCCAUCCUUUCAAACACAGAGAAUGCAGAGGCAUUCCUGAAACGCAGGAAAGUUCAACGUGACUUCAUAUUCAGAUACCUGACGGAGGACGAGGGGGUUGUGAUACCCAAAAACAGCAACAAAGACCAGCUAGUGAAGAAGGCUCUUGAGGUCUGGACUAUUGAGAAGGUGCGUCCACAAGCUUAUAAAGAUGUCUCCUUCAGUGCUUUAACAAGAGCAGCAAAUUCUCAGAUCGGAUUUAGGCUUCAAACAGCACAUGUCCCCCCUCAACCUGUCUACUCUAAGCCAAUCUACACAUCCCAGAUGUCGGACCUUCAAAGCCCAGCAACUGAGACCAAUCCAGGACCAGCUAUGACUAAUGUGAGACAAAUUGAGACCAGUUUCAGACCAAUUGGUCUGAGAACAAGUGAGAGUGUCUCUGUUUCCUCUGAGGCGACAUACAGUGCUGGCUUUGACCACCUGGCCUUGGCCAGACAGUUUUGUCAGUGGUUCUUCCAGCUUCUCAACAGUCUGAACCCCUCCCUGGGCCAGCCUCCUCAGGAGUGGGGACCACAACACUUCUGGGAGGAUGUGAGGCUACGUCUCCUCUCCAGCGCCGGAGAGCAGUAUACAGAGGAGUACGAAGGAGCAGAGAUGGUCAGCCUGCGUCUCCUGGCCCUGGCGAGGGACGAGAGGCUACUGUUGAGCCCCAACCUGGAGCCUGGUGGCCUGAAGGCCCUGUCCUCCCCCCACGGCCUGGUGCUGGUGGCUGUGGCAGGGACCAUCCACAGAGACAGAGAAUGUGUGGGCAUUUAUGAGCAGGUGUUUGGCCUGAUAUGCUCCCCACUGGACCAGAACAAAUGGAAGAUCAAGUUCAUGGUCAUGAAGAUGAGGGGCCAGGAGGCUCUCAGGGCGGGAGAGAUGCUGCUGUCUCCAAUAUUAACAUGGGAUUCCAACGACCUGCAGCUCCUCUGUAGAUGAUGGGGGACCUGGUGUGAUCGUCAGCAGGGGUCUUCAACCGAGGGUCCGCAGGUCUGGAUCCUAACUAUGGAGACAUUUUAAGUUUCAUCUUUAUAUAAUGUACAGUGAAUGGAUUUUCAUGUAAUGCUUCAUAAGUAGCCUACUUCUAGGUUUACUCAUUGUCAGGAAAUUACUAUUUAACUAUUCUCUAGUUUGGCACAUUUUCCCCCCAGCUAAUCAAUCAUGAUACUGUAAUUGACCUCAGUAACCUCUGAUCUAUUUAUUAGAGUUAUUUGUAACCUUUAUUUAGGCAGGGAGUCCCAUUGAGACCAAAAUCUUUUUCAAAGGAGCCCUGCAUAGAUACACCUUUUAUAUUAUACAGUGGGGAAAAAAAGUAUUUA